Molecule: messenger RNA, 2165 nt
Organism: Ectocarpus siliculosus
Lineage: Eukaryota; Phaeophyceae; Ectocarpales; Ectocarpaceae
Source: the annotation of a GenBank genome assembly
UUCUCUUCUUGCCCCAACUAGCGACACAAGUAGCUGAACUAGAGAACCAUGUCGGGCGAAUGUGGAACAUGGCCGGAAGGCAAGGAGAUGGCGCUCGAAACCAAGCUUGUCCACCAGGGCAUCAACCCGGACAAGGAAACGGGCGCUAUCCUCACGCCAAUCGUACAGUCCACCACGUUCAUCCAGGACUCCGUCGAGAAGUACCUGGACAGAGGCUUCUCGUACUCGCGCACAGCCAACCCCACGGUAGCGGCGCUAGAGGCGAAGGUGGCCGGGUUGGAGGGGGCGGCGGGGGGCGCAUGCUGCGUGGCGACGGGCAUGGCGGCAACGGUGACGGUGAUGUCGGCCUUCCUCAAGGCUGGUGACCACUGCGUGAUCACGGAGUGCUCGUACGGGGGCACGAACCGGGCGGCUCGGGUGAUGUUCUCCGACCUCGGGGUGACGUUCAGCUUCGUCGACUUCAGGGACCCGGAAGUCGUUAAGGCGGCCAUCCGACCCAACACCAAGCUCAUCUUCAGCGAGACGCCGGCGAACCCGACCCUCACGCUCACCGACAUCCGGGCCGUCAGCGCCGUUGCGAAGGCCGCGGGGGUCCCCCACGUCUGCGACGCCACCUUCUCGACGCCGAUCAUGACCAGACCGAUCGAGCUGGGGGCCGACAUGACACUCCAGAGCUUGACCAAGUUCUACGACGGGCACAACGUUACCGUCGGCGGAGCGGUUGCCUCUGCCACGAAAGAAAUCAACGAAAAGUUGCACUUCUACAGCAACAUCCACGGCAACAUUAUCAGCCCGCAGGCCGCCUUCUACAUCCUCCAGCACAGCAAGACCAUGGGCUUGAGGUUCCGUCAGCAGUGCAAGACAGCGCAGGCCGUGGCGGAAAUGCUCGAGAGUCACGAAAAGGUGGACAUUGUUCGCUACCCUGGACUGGCCAGCUUCCCCCAGAAAGCUCUCGCCGAUGCACAGCACGGCAACGGCAUCCACGGGUCCAUGCUCUGGUUCGAGGUCAAGGGCGGGACGGAGGCCGGGCGCAAGCUCAUGAACUCGGUGCAGCGGCCAUGGAGCCUGUGCGAGAAUCUGGGGGCAACGGAGUCUAUCCUCACGUGCCCGGCGGUCAUGACCCACGCCAACAUGCUCAAGGAGGAUCGGUUGAAGGUGGGCAUCACGGACGGCUUCGUACGCGUGUCCUGCGGGGUGGAGAACACGGACGACCUCGUGGCGGCCCUCAAGAAGGGCCUAGACGACCUCUGAUCGCAUCUCGUCGCCUCGCAUCACGUCGCAUCGGUGUGACUGUCUGACUUGGUCGUCGACGCGAGGCCAAUCGACCGAUGACUUUUGCUUGAUUGGCUGGAGUUUUGAUCGAUGGGGUGAUUGGGAGAUCUCUCGCACACGCACGGGAGGCAGUAAACGUACGGAAUCGCAAGCGGACAUUCAUCUAACAGCUGGUCAAAGUUUUUUUUUUCCGUCAGAGCGCCUAGAGGCACCGGGGGGUUGACUUACUGAGUGAUGUGGUUAGGGCAUUGGCGUGUGUGUGAGUCGUGCCGUUUGUUUCUGCUUUGGGAGGGUGUAUUCUAACGCGGUGAGUUAAAGGGUACCGGGUCUUGAGGGGCAGAGCUUGCACAAGUUGCGAGCGUCCCUCAAGUCGCCCGUUGGGUGUCGUGGCUGUGGAAUCCAGAGCGGUUCGCACAACCAUGCGAAGCUGACCACCUUGGCGCACUGCAUGCGCCUUGUGGUAAUACUGCUGAGAGAGGGGCAAGUAGCCAAUCCCGGUCGUGGGUCGGUCACCCGACAGACACGUCCUACGUAGUGCUACGGAGGAUGCGGUUGGUGAGGCAGAAACAGAUGUCCACUAAAAUGAGUCGAGAUUGGUAUGCGGAUUGACUGUCGUGUAUAGUAUUAUCCCGCGUUGGUAUUAUUAGUGGCAGUGGACAACAGUGUGUUGCCGACCCCACGUUAUGGUUCUCGUGUACACACGAACGUUGAGAGAGAGAGAGAAAGAGUGAGAAAAAUGCCCUCACACAAAAUGUGUAGUGUAUCCAAGGGAGUUGAUUCUGUUCCAACUGUAGCAUGGCGCCGGUUUGCUUACCUGUGGCGUUUGACCGAACGCCGGGUGGAAGAAAAAAUAUUCGGCGAUGCCAUUUGCUCCACCAAGCAGAUCUCCGUCC